Messenger RNA from Dacryopinax primogenitus, 2689 nucleotides. RefSeq lists its product as uncharacterized. The record is from RefSeq and is a predicted model, not a curated record. The transcript has 12 exons. Bases 2038 to 2232 code for a protein of 64 amino acids. Lineage: Eukaryota; Fungi; Basidiomycota; Dacrymycetes; Dacrymycetales; Dacrymycetaceae.
GCGCUCGGCGGUUCCGACAUCCUUAUCCCCGCCAGCAAGUAACAGACAUGAAGACUGCGCUAGGUGCCAAGGCGAGCCUCCGUGUUUCCUACAGACGACCCGGCCGCACAUGAUCUUCUUCGAUAAGGCACUUGCCCGACUCAGGUCGUUAUUUCUCUCAUCCAGUUCUAAGGACGACUCAAUUACUAACAAGAUUCGGAACAUUCUACCUACCCUCGGGCGGACACCGAAGAGAUUAUCCGUGACGGGAUCCAGCCAACCGAAAUGGACAACGCCGGUGCGUCGCACUUCGCCGUCGCCGGCUCGGUCGAGCAGCGGACCUUUGCUAUUCUGAGGCAGCUGUGCAUGCUUAUCUCCCAGUCUCGGUCAGUGGUUCCCGCACCUUCCUGGUGGUAGACGGUCCGGCUGCUCAUGAGCUUCUUUUGCCAUCCAUCGGGUUAUGAUUCUCUCAUCCCGUUCUGGAGGACAUCUCGGUGGGAUACUUGUCAUCUCUACCCCCGGUCGAACAUAACAGUGGUUGGCCCUGACACGAUCGACACGAACAACAACUGUUGCAUCGCAUCUCGCCCUUGGAUUUUCACCCAUAUUCGUGCGUUUCUUUCCUAAUUGGAUAUGUCCUGCAACUGUCCGUUGGUCCAACUCGCUCAGAUCAUGGACCAAUUGCUACCUAAAUACGAAUCGCUCAGCACCAGGUUCGUUCGCUUCAUCCCGAUGAAGAACCUGUUGCGAGUUUUCUCGUGGACCCCACAUGAGAGGACGAGGUAAACGCUGACGUCCCCAGCUGAACGAUAUCAUCACCGUUCAGACUAUCACUGGGAGCGUACCCUCCAUUGCUGCCACCAUCGUGCCGGCUCCCGGUUCUCAGCGCGUACAACCACCUUUCCCAUCAGCACGUUCUUUCUCGUCGACUGACUCUGGAAUAUACGGCACUCUUGACGCCGUGAGUCGUACGUGGAUUUGGAUCUCGACUUCAAUCGUUGGAGUAAACAGUGGGCUAAUACCCAUCCAUCGCCCCGAACAGACGCUCCAUUCACCGUGACCGACACGAUCAUCUAGAGUGCCACCUACACAGCAUAAGCAGUGAACGUUUGACGCUCACCGAUACUGAGGAUCCUUUCCAAUUCUGGCGACAGAUGUGACGACCUCAGCUGGUUACGAAGGCACUAUCUCGAUUAGGAUUCAUAUCGUCCUGAAUUGGGGAACGCAUUGCUAAUAAAGAGCAUCUGUACCGACAUGCUUCUUGCUACAUAUGCGCCAACUGUCCCCUGUGCUAUUCUGAGACGACUUAUUCCAAGCUCGCGUGCAUACAUGUAUGGUCACGUUUUGUUGAAUGCGACCGUUUGCUGCUCUCUGGGAUAAUUCCAGUCGAUGCAUUCCAAGGGGCGGUGCGUAUAUAUAGACGAUCUCCGGUGUAUCAGGCCGAACCCAGAAGCUUGAUCGACUGAUGCCGGCCCUCAAUCAUCUUUGAAUGCCACUCACGGAUCACAGAGUGGACCUUCGAGAUCUCUCAGGGCUCAUUCAUUCCAAGAUCCCUCCCUCCGCUUGCGACAGCUGUGAUGACCCGAGCUGGGUACCAAGUUAUGUCCUCGUACUUCCGAUUCACAACUAACUCGCUGCACUGCACCUCUCGAGCCAUUUCCAUGACUUCAUCGCCAUCCCUCUAAAUGAGAAGAACGCGCUAUUCGAAGAAAGAAAGUAGUUCGAUGUCGUCAAUCCCGUUACAUUAGCGUCCUGAUCCAGCAUCGCAACGAUCUUCAGUGCUGAUGUCCUGCCUCUCAUUGGCAGCAGUGGCGAAGCCCCGAUCUAAACGCCCAAGCGAAACUGACUAGAUGGGCUGAUGUCCUGUUAUCCCGUCCCUCAGAGGAUCGACUCGAUUGCUGAGCAAGAUCCGGAUCAUCUCUACCUAUCUACGCGCCGACAUAACGGGGGAUAGAAGUCGUACUGACGCUCACAAAUGAAGUAGGCGCGCAGUUCAUAUGAACAACACCUGUCAGACGACCAUGUUUCCUGGCUUUGUGUCUCCCGCACUGACCGGUGAUGCCACUUGUCCAGAUCGCAUCCGUUGAACCGAUUGUCCCAGAAAUUAGGAUCUCUCAGUACCCAGCGCUAUCCCCGUCCACGCCUCUAGGAUCACGGGUGGCCUCGCCGACGAAGAACCAAGUGCGCGCUGCUGGAUGGACCGCAUAUACAUUACAAGAGGAGGUUCGCGCCGACGUCCGGCAGCUCAGCUGAACGGUGCCAUUUCUGUUCACGCCGUCGCUUAGAGCGUUCUAUACACUGCUACCAUCUUCAUGCUGAAGUACAGGUCUCAGCGGAUGCUGUUUGCUGUUCUGCAAGGCUUCAUACGGGGCCUCUAUUGACGACCCGCUCGACUUGGCUACUUCUACCUCUACGAACUCUGCGAGGAUCUCGAACCCCGAGAAGAAAGCCGAACCACACAAGCAUUUCAUCGUUCCGCAAUCGCGGGCAUGGUACGGUGCAACCUCCUCCAGCUGCUGAUGGCGCUCAACAGGCUGAAUCCACUACUCAACCAUCCAUUACCACAGGCUCAAGAGAGUCUGGCAACGUUGCACGCGCUUCUACUCCGCAUACGCUCCGACUCACUACCAUUGAUGCUCUCCAACCUUCUACCCUUCUCCCUCUCCCCAUACCCGGAAAUGUCUGAACGAGCACUCCCCUCUCGUCGAAU